CGACAAAGAAAAAAAGGAUAAGUCGCAAACCAUCAACGACAGUAUCCGGUUUAUCUCUUUACAUUAAUUCUAGGGUUCAUUCAUCUCCCCCCUAAAGCUCUCAUUAUCCUUCUCCAUUGCUUCCCUCAGAGAGCGUAAUCAUGGCAGCGAGUUUCGCUCAAUCUCCCUCCUUUCUGCGUCGAAACGCCUCUGGGUCGAUUCUCCUGACGGCAAGCUCCCCUGGAUUCAUCCGAUUCAGCUCCGGUCCUCAAUUUCGCCACAGACACAGCACUUGUCUUAAACUCUCGAGACCAUCGCAAAGCAGAACAACUUCUCUUAAGUCUCGGAGAAGCUUUGUGGUUAAAUCUUCAGCUUCUGACUCAAUUGCGCCACUUGAGUUGAAGUCUCCGGUGGGGCAGUUUCUGUCGCAGAUACUCGUGAGCCAUCCUCAUCUUGUCCCAGCAGCUGUUGAGCAACAGCUUGAACAGCUUCAAACCGACCGAGAAGCUGAGGAACAGAUCAAAGAUUCGUCCUCCUCCCUUCCUGGAACAGACAUUGUUCUUUACAGGAGAAUAGCUGAGGUUAAGGAGAAAGAGAGAAGAAAGGCUUUGGAAGAGAUUUUAUAUGCAUUAGUUGUUCAGAAGUUCAUGGACGCUAAUGUUUCACUUGUGCCAUCCAUAACCUCAUCAUCUGGGAGAGUUGAUACUUGGCCCACUCAAGACGGGGAACUCGAGCAACUUCACUCCCCUGAGGUUUACGAGAUGAUUCAGAAUCAUCUUUCCAUCAUUCUUAAAAACCGUGAGGGUGAUCUGUCAACUGUAGCACAGAUAAGCAAGCUCGGAGUUGGACAGGUAUAUGCUGCUUCUGUGAUGUAUGGCUAUUUCCUGAAGCGGAUCGACCAAAGGUUUCAGCUUGAGAAGACGAUGAAGAUUCUUCCUGGUGGGUCAGAUGAAGGUGAGACUAGCAUUGAGCAAGCAGGGAGGGAAACAGAGAGAAGCUUCUAUGAAGAAGCGGAAGAGACUUAUCAAGCUGUCUCCUCAAACCAAGAAGUUGGAGGGAUCAAUGCCAGUGGUGGUUCCAGCAGCGAAACGAAACAAUCCCGGUUAAAGACAUACGUCAUGUCCUUUGAUGGAGAAACCCUUCAGAGAUACGCUACAAUCAGAUCAAGAGAAGCAGUUGGGAUCAUCGAGAAGCACACAGAGGCGUUGUUUGGGAGGCCAGAGAUUGUGAUAACACCGCAAGGCAUUGAUUCGUCCAAGGACGAGCACAUGAAGAUCAGUUUCAAGGGACUGAAGAGGCUUGUGCUGGAGGCUGUGACGUUCGGUUCGUUCCUCUGGGAUGUAGAGAGUCAUGUAGAUUCAAGGUAUCACUUCGUACUCAACUGAAAUUGACUCUGUUUGGUGAUACUGUAGUUUCUCUGGGAGGCUUUGGUGGGUUUUCUUUGUAAUAUAUGCACGGACCAACUUGUAUUUGUUGUUCUCUCAGUACUUAGAUUCAUCAAUACCUAUGUUAAGUCGCUGAACGAUUCAACAUUAUGGAUAUUGUUUACCGAAAAUAAAUUUGAGACUGUUCUUUAAAA
Messenger RNA from Brassica rapa (field mustard), 1558 nucleotides. RefSeq names its product UV-B-induced protein At3g17800, chloroplastic. Lineage: Eukaryota; Viridiplantae; Streptophyta; Magnoliopsida; Brassicales; Brassicaceae. The record is from RefSeq and is a predicted model, not a curated record.